UGGGUUGAUUAUGCUUUUGUUUGAUUUUGAAAAGACAGAACAAAAACAAAAGAAAGCAACCAAACACAGUUUCGUUCCAGCCAAAGCCGCGGUCUCCGGGGUCCACGGCAGCUGAGCUCAACCACUUCUCUGUUCGACCAUCUCUUUCUCUCUUCUUCCUCUCACGCCAGAUCAGCUGAUUUAGAGGGGGAGGGGAGUGUUUUGGAGUUUAAACUUUCGGCUUUUAGUGGAUGACAGUGUAAACUAGAAGAUAAAGUUUGACACUUAUUUUAGUAAUUUUUUUUUGUCAAAGUGGUUUUUCAUAUCACCCGAAGAAGAUCCCUAAGAAAGAGAGUUCAUAGGGUAAAUUUUCUGCUACUAGGUUUGUUUAGUGAUAGCAAAGUUGUUAUGGCUGUUGCCGAAAGUUGCAGCAGCAGUGGGCGCUCAACUUCAUUCAAUUGUUACAAAGUAGCAAGCAUGACCGAAACCAUAUUGAACGCAAAGCAAACUUCUAAUUUGAAAGAUCGAUACGUUCUUGGGGAGCAGUUGGGUUGGGGACAGUUUGGUGUCAUUAGAACAUGCUCCGACAGAACGACUGGAGAGGUUUUGGCAUGCAAAUCAAUUGCAAAAGAUAGGUUGGUUACUUCCGAUGAUAUGCAGAGUGUUAAACUUGAGAUUGAGAUCAUGGCGAAGUUAUCUGGGCACCCAAAUGUUGUAGAUCUCAAGGCUGUUUAUGAAGAGGAAGAUUUUGUUCAUCUGGUGAUGGAACUUUGUGCUGGAGGGGAGCUGUUUCACUUGUUAGAGAAGCAUGGUAGGUUUUCUGAAUCUGAAGGAAGGGUUCUCUUUCGGCAUCUCAUGCAGAUGGUUUUGUAUUGUCAUGAAAAUGGAAUUGUUCACCGAGAUUUAAAGCCCGAAAACAUUCUCUUAGCAACUAAAUCCUUCUCGUCUCCAAUUAAAUUAGCUGACUUUGGGCUUGCAACCUACAUCAAGCCUGGACAGAGUUUGCAUGGUUUAGUUGGGAGUCCAUUUUAUAUAGCUCCAGAGGUGUUGGCAGGUGCAUAUAACCAGGCUGCGGAUAUUUGGAGUGCAGGUGUUAUUCUUUACAUUCUACUGAGCGGGAUGCCUCCGUUUUGGGGAAAGACAAAGUCACGGAUAUUUGAAGCUGUUAAGGCUGCUGAUUUGAGGUUCCCAUCUGAACCUUGGGAUCGCAUCUCUAAAUCUGCUAAGGAUUUAAUUCGUCGAAUGCUCUGCAUAGAACACUCUCAAAGGCUCACCGCCCAAGAGGUUUUGGACCAUUGCUGGAUGGAAAGCGAUCCAACAAAUCUGGAACAACUAAGUGAACAUAAAAUCGAAAGUAGUGGAGAGUGGCAUGUUGGCGGCGGCUCAUUCUCUGCAUCGUUUAUGUCCAGGAAUGAAGACAUCAGUUUUGGCGCUGGAUCACCUACAUGCGAUGCUCAAUCACCUACAUUCACAUGCAAAUCAUCGUUUUCUUCCAUUUUCGUGGAACCCGUGACACCUAUUUCUGUUUCUGGCGGGUUUUCAUUUCGGAGCUCAGGUGGUGGUUCCAUUGGUUUGGAGUUUUCUACACCUGUUUCAUCAAUGCCUAGCUUUGCAUUUCUCGGCCCCAGUUCCGUUGUUGAGCAAAAUAGUCUCAUAUUUGAAUUCUCGUCUAACACGUCAGAAGUAAAUGCAAUUGUUAGAGAUUCUCCCCUUUCCCUUGGAAAUGAUGUUAAAGAAAGGGAUCACAAGCCUAUAGAGACUAAAAGGGCAUGUGGAACCAAUUGUAACAGAACAUUGGGAUUCCACAGCAAGAGAAACCGGACAAUUGGACUUGGUGAGUGUGAGCAACUUGAUCUUGUGGUGACCGAAUCCGUCAUUCGUUGGUUAUCAUGCACACAACUUCCUACAUCACCAAAAUCAUCACUUGUCUGUUGAAAGGAUAAAUUGGGUGGUGCAAAUUUUGCCUGUCUAACACGUUGUACAUCUUUCUUGAAUUUGCAUUGUUGUUGCUGUCUUCUGGUUUGUACGGAUUGCGGUUCAGAUUUUGUUGCAGUUUAAUGACGGCGUGCUUCUAAUCGUGUUGUGCUUCUAAUUGGUCAAUUUUAUUGUGUUCCUUUCAUCUUCAUUUGUUUUCUCAUGUUAAUAAUUACUGUGAGCGAGUUAAGUGAAUUCCGCCGGGUUUGUAAAGUUGUAUCUUGAUUGUACUCCAGUCCAGUGUUACUUUAGUGUAGUUGAAAUGCUUGGAAAUGAACUGUAAAUUAAUGUGUUAAAUUAUCAUACGUAUGAUUUAACUGUGAGGUGGUGAUUUUUGGUAAUUUAUUGCAGAUGUGAUAUGUAAUGACAAUGUUUAUUUAGUAAACAUCACAAAUGCAUGUUUACUAGGCAAUGGUUUGUACCCUGAGGAUAAAUAAAUGUAUAAUGUUUUGUUUUGUAAAAAAAAAA
Molecule: messenger RNA, 2421 nt
Organism: Medicago truncatula (barrel medic)
Lineage: Eukaryota; Viridiplantae; Streptophyta; Magnoliopsida; Fabales; Fabaceae
Product: calcium-dependent protein kinase 26
Exons: 4
Coding region: 388-1914 (508 amino acids)
Biological process (GO): protein phosphorylation
Molecular function (GO): protein kinase activity; ATP binding
Source: RefSeq, a predicted model, not a curated record